Mycena indigotica is the source of this 1893-nucleotide messenger RNA. RefSeq names its product DUF1716 domain-containing protein. The transcript has 11 exons. Lineage: Eukaryota; Fungi; Basidiomycota; Agaricomycetes; Agaricales; Mycenaceae. Bases 1 to 1893 code for a protein of 630 amino acids. The record is from RefSeq and is a predicted model, not a curated record. Gene Ontology annotation, cellular component: spliceosomal complex.
AUGAACAUCGAUGACCUUUUCAAGGUUCCUAAGCUGCCUCCAGGAAAACGGAAGCUGCCCGACAAUCCGUCAAUGGAGAUGCUCAAAAAGUUGAAGAUGGAUACAGUUUCGCAACCCGUCUCGGCUUCCAGCUCGAACGGAAACAGCAGGAAAGCUACCGUUGAAGAAGUUGCUGAUGAAGAUGAGGUCAUGGAAGACGCCAACGACUUUGCGCCAGGAGGCGACGCGGAUUAUUUUGUGGAAGAAGAUGAUGAGGGUCGGUUUUUCGGUUCUGGGCUAUCUUCUGAACAGAAGGAAAUCCUGAAUAUAUUUGAUAAUGCGGGAGAGGGAAUGCAAGACGACCCAGACGCGCUUUCUAUCACCAGCAUCCGUAGAAUGCUUCUCCGUUUCGAACGCGCCGUGAACAAAAACCAAGACCACAGGUCAAAAUAUCCCGACGACCCCACGAAAUUCAUCGACUCGGAGGCAGAUCUGGACAGCGCCAUCAAGGGUCUACUGCCACUCGCCCAAGCGCCCGUUCUGGCCUAUCCAGAGCUUGUCCGUUCCGGUGCUGUUGGGCUAUUAAUUGGGUUAUUGAGCCACGAAAACGCGGACAUUGUCAUUGAUGUUGUCGAAGUAAUCCAUGAACUUACGGACGAAGACGUCGGCAACGAAGGAGCAGACGAGGAUGAAGACGAAGAACGAACACCUGAAGAGGCGUUAAAGGUUCUCAUCGAGGGGCUCGUUGAAAACUCCAUUCUAGAAUUAUUGGUGGACAACUUGACGCGCCUUAACGAGGCCGAAGAGUCAGAUCGCGUGGGUGUGUUCCACAUAAUGGGCAUCUUUGAGAACAUCUUAGGCUUUAAUCCCGAUUUAGCAGCUCAACUUGUAUCAAAGACCUCUCUCCUGCCUUGGUUGCUAAAAAGGAUCGAGGCCAAAACCUACGAUGAGAAUAGAGGCUACGCCGCCGAGUUGCUGUCUAUCAUCCUCCAAAACAACCGCCCAAAUCGCCUCGAAUUUGGGAAGUGUGAUGGCGUCGAGAUAUGCCUCAAAGUUCUUUCGCAAUACCGUCUCCGAGAUCCUGUCAAUGCGGACGAAACCGAGUUCAUGGAAAACGUUUUCGACGCGCUCUGUUCCGCUUUGAAUGAAGAAGCCAUCAAGACUUUGUUCAUAACCUCAGAAGGGCCUGACCUGUUGGUACUCAUGAUGAAGGAGAAAUUACAGUCGCGCUCGCGGGCAAUCAAAACCUUGGACUAUGCGUUGUCCGGAACCUCUGGUACUGCAACAUGUGAGGCCUUCAUCGAAGCUUUGGGACUGAAAACACUCUUCUCCGCGCUUAUGGGCAAGGGCAACAAAAAGCAGAAGCAGAGCAUCACAACCCCAGCGUCGGAAGACACAGCACAUAUUCUUGGUGUUAUAUCAUCGCUCUUCUCAAACAUUCCAUCGGAAUCGCCGAGCAGAGUGCGGUUACUAGCUAAAUUUGUCGAAGCCAACUACGAGAAGGCGGACAAACUGUUGGAAAUAAGGGAGCAUGCCACGAACAGACUGAAAUCGGCUGAAGCUGAUAUUGAAGUCGAAAAGAAGGAACUCUUAGCUGCGGGCGAAGAGGUUUCUGAGGAGGAAGAAGAUGCUUGGUAUCUAAGACGCCUCGACAAUGGUUUGUUUACGUUACAAACCGUGGACUACAUCCUAGCUUGGAUCGCGAUGGAAGAUGAUGGGAUUCGUGGGCAUUUAUUGCAGAUGCUGGACCGCAAAAAUUUGUCGUUGAAGGAUAUAACGCGCACUUUACGGACGUUUUACGAUAAUGUCGAUGAGCCUGAUCCUCCUCCGUCAACUGCCAGUGAGAGCGAGCGUAUUCCAACCCAAAAGGAGAUCCUCGCAGCUCUUAUCGCGGCGCUGGACCCUGAUGUGUAG